This is a messenger RNA of Juglans microcarpa x Juglans regia, 444 nucleotides long. RefSeq lists its product as uncharacterized. The record is from RefSeq and is a predicted model, not a curated record. The transcript has a single exon. The coding region runs from base 1 to 444 and encodes 147 amino acids. NCBI's taxonomy places the organism in Eukaryota, Viridiplantae, Streptophyta, Magnoliopsida, Fagales, Juglandaceae.
AUGCUUACCGAACAAGAUGUAGAAGCUGUUGAGAACAUGGAAUCCAAGGUGAAAGAAGCUGAGCAGGAUGAGACCAACCAACAAGCUGAGACAGUAAUGUUAACUGAGGAGAGCAAAGCUAUUGUACAAAAGAAGCUGCCGCCUAAGUUGAAAGAUCUAGGGAGUUUCACGAUCCCUUACACUAUAAGAAAUUUCUAUUUUGAUGAAGUUUUAUGUGACUUAGGGGCAAAUAUUAAUCUAAUACCUGCCUCUGUUUUCAGAAAAUUGGGUCUUCGAGAAGCAAAGCCGACGACCAUCUCUCUACCAUUGGCGGAUAGAUCUAUUCAGUACUCGAGAGGACUCAUUGAGGAUGGACUGGUGAAAGUCGAUAAGUUCAUCUUCCCGCUCAACUUCAUUGUACUCGACAUGGAGGAAGACGAGGAGAUCCCUUUGAUACAAGGCUGA